AUGUACAGAAUAGACGUUUCAGAUUUUUAUGACUUCCAAGCGUUCAGAAAUAUGUGUCCAUUUAGAGACUAUAACAAAGCAGUCGAGAAUUUGAAACGUUUAGUCAUUUAUGUCGACUCUGCCCCAGAAUGUUAUGUCAUGAAAGAAUGGGAUGUUGUCUUUAACAAACCAAGAGCAACCAUAGUUUCAGAACAAGAAUGUAGACAGAAACUUAAGAAAAUAAAAGUCGUACAAGUUGGUAUGAAGAUGUUAGAUGCUUGGGAUAUCUUAUUGUCAAAGUUAGAAGAUUUUUCAGUUCGUGGUAUAAAGUUCUAUACACCAUCUCCAAACUUCUAUUCUAUCUUCACUGGAUAUAAAUACGAACAAGUAGAAUGGAAAGAAAAUGUUAUAGAAGCUUGGUUAGACCAUGUCAAAGAAAUUAUAUGCAAUGGAAACGAAAGAGUCUAUGA
This is a messenger RNA of Trichomonas vaginalis G3, 449 nucleotides long. RefSeq lists its product as uncharacterized. The annotation marks the transcript as partial. The transcript has a single exon. NCBI's taxonomy places the organism in Eukaryota, Parabasalia, Trichomonadida, Trichomonadidae. The record is from RefSeq and is a predicted model, not a curated record.